Molecule: messenger RNA, 2406 nt
Organism: Diceros bicornis minor
Lineage: Eukaryota; Metazoa; Chordata; Mammalia; Perissodactyla; Rhinocerotidae
Gene: DDX4
Product: DEAD-box helicase 4
Exons: 20
Coding region: 1-2112 (703 amino acids)
Biological process (GO): gamete generation; cell differentiation
Cellular component (GO): P granule; nucleus
Molecular function (GO): ATP binding; RNA helicase activity; RNA binding
Source: RefSeq, a predicted model, not a curated record
AUGGGAGAUGAAGAUUGGGAAGCAGAAAUAAUCAAACCUCAUAUGUCUUCCUACGUUCCUGUAUUUGAGAAGGAUAGGUAUUCUUCUGGAGCAAAUGGAGAUGCUUUUAACAGGACUCCAGCUUCAUCAUCAGAAAUGGAUGAUGGACAUUCUCAAAGAGAUCCUUUCAUGAGAAGUGGAUUUGCAUCUGGGAGGAGUUUGGGAAACAGAAAUUUUUCAAAUAACAAGUUUGAAGAAGGUGAUAGCUCUGGUUUCUGGAGAGAGUCUACUAAUGACUGUGAAGAUAAUCAAACACGGAACAGAGGAUUUUCCAAGAGAGGUGGCUAUCAAGAUGGAAAUGAUUCUGACGCUUCAGGGGCAUCCAGAAGAGGUGGAAGAGGUAGUUUCCGAGGUUGCCGUGGAGGAUUUGGUCUAGGAAGUCCAAGUAGCAAGUAUGAACAGGAUGAGGGGACACAGCGCACUGGUGGCCUUUUUGGUUCUAGAAGACCAGCAUUAAGUGGCACAGGUAACGGUGACAGUUACCAAGGCAGAAGUGGCAGUGGAAGUGGACGAGGUGGUUACAAAGGUUUAAAUGAAGAAGUAGUAACAGACUCUGGAAAGAAUUCUUGGAAGUCAGAAGCUGAAGGAGGAGAAAGUGGUGACACUCAAGGCCCAAAAGUGACCUACAUACCACCUCCCCCACCUGAGGAUGAGGACUCCAUCUUUGCACAUUAUCAGACAGGCAUAAACUUUGACAAAUAUGAUAAUAUUCUUGUAGAAGUGUCUGGACAUGAUGCUCCACCAGCAAUUCUGACUUUUGAAGAAGCUAAUCUCUGUCAGACACUGAAUAACAACAUUGCUAAAGCUGGUUAUACUAAGCUUACUCCUGUGCAAAAAUACAGUAUUCCUAUUAUACUAGCAGGACGAGAUUUGAUGGCUUGUGCUCAAACAGGGUCUGGAAAGACUGCAGCUUUCCUCUUGCCAAUUUUGGCUCAUAUGAUGCGUGAUGGAAUAACUGCCAGUCGUUUUAAAGAGCUGCAGGAACCAGAGUGUAUUAUUGUAGCACCAACUCGAGAAUUGAUCAAUCAGAUCUAUUUGGAAGCCAGAAAAUUUUCUUUUGGGACUUGUGUAAGAGCUGUUGUGAUAUAUGGGGGAACCCAGUUGGGGCAUUCAAUUCGACAAAUAGUGCAAGGCUGUAAUAUAUUAUGUGCUACUCCUGGGAGACUGAUGGAUAUCAUAGGUAAAGAAAAGAUUGGUCUCAGACAAGUCAGAUAUUUAGUUUUGGAUGAAGCUGAUCGCAUGCUGGAUAUGGGUUUUGGACCAGAAAUGAAGAAGUUAAUUUCCUGUCCAGGAAUGCCAUCAAAGGAGGAGCGUCAAACCCUUAUGUUUAGUGCAACUUUUCCAGAAGAAAUUCAAAGGUUGGCUGGGGAGUUUUUAAAGGCGAAAUAUUUGUUUGUUGCUGUCGGACAAGUGGGUGGAGCAUGUAGAGAUGUUCAGCAGACCAUUCUCCAAGUUGGCCAGUACUCGAAAAGAGAAAAACUUGUUGAAAUUCUACGAAACAUAGGUGAUGAAAGAACUAUGGUCUUUGUUGAAACUAAGAAGAAAGCAGAUUUUAUUGCCACUUUUCUUUGUCAAGAAAAAAUAUCAACAACAAGUAUUCAUGGUGAUCGGGAACAGAGAGAGAGAGAGCAAGCUCUUGGAGAUUUUCGCUGUGGAAAGUGCCCAGUUCUUGUUGCUACGUCAGUAGCUGCCAGAGGGCUGGAUAUUGAAAAUGUUCAACAUGUUAUCAAUUUUGAUCUUCCUACUUCCAUUGAUGAAUAUGUUCAUCGAAUUGGGCGUACUGGUCGUUGUGGAAAUACUGGCAGAGCUGUUUCCUUUUUUGAUCCUGAAUCAGAUAGCCAUUUAGCACAGCCUCUAGUGAAAGUACUGUCAGAUGCUCAACAGGAUGUUCCUGCAUGGUUGGAAGAAAUUGCCUUUAGUACAUAUGUUCCUGGCUUCAGUGGUAGUACAAGAGGAAGUGUGUUUGCAUCAAUUGAUACUAGAAAGAAUUACCAGGGCAAGAGCACUUUGAACGCAGCAGGGUUUUCUUCUUCACAAGCUCCCAAUCCAGUAGAUGAUGAGUCAUGGGAUUAAAGCUAAAACAACCUUCAAGUUUGUGGUACAGUUUUGAUGCAGAGAAGAAAUAGUUUUUUGAUUUUUGAGUUAACAGAAGUGUGAAACCUGACACCCUGGUAUCUUCUGUCCUAUUCUUACUCCCACCCUUAAAAAAAAGUCCUUACUGACUAGUUAUGUGAAAUGCUAAAAGUUACAACGUUGCAGUUACUGAUAUAAAUAGUGUUAACUGGAAAGAUUAAAGCAUUCUAAAUGUCUUGCUUAUUUCUAGUGUAUUCUUCAGCAGUUUAGACACGUUUAUGUCUAAAUGCUAAC